This is a messenger RNA of Triticum turgidum subsp. durum (durum wheat), 1347 nucleotides long. The record is from the annotation of a GenBank genome assembly. NCBI's taxonomy places the organism in Eukaryota, Viridiplantae, Streptophyta, Magnoliopsida, Poales, Poaceae.
AUGGCUGCCGGCGGCGGGGUGCGGUCCAUCAUGAGCGAGGACGGCGACGAGCCGGCGCGUCGCCGCCUGCGAUCUGCCCCUGCCGGCGCGCCACCGAGCGGCGGCGACAUCCUGUGGGAGAUCUUCCUCCGGCUGCCCGCGCUACCCUCCACCCUCCCGCGCGUCUCCCUCGUCUGCAACCGCUGGCGCCGCCUGGCCGCCGACUCCGGCUUCCUCCUCCGCUUCCGCAGCCGCCACCAGAAGGCCCCGCUCCUCGGGCUCUUCAAGGAGUACGGAGGGUGGGUCUCCUUCACCCCCGUCCUCGCCCGCCCCGACCGCGUGCCCCGCCAGCGCCUCUCCAUGCGGAUCGACUACGGCGGCGCCACCGACUCCUACCCCUACCACGGCACGCUCCUCGGGUGCCGCCACGGGCGCGUCCUCGUCGUCGACCACCGGCGGCGCGAGGCCCUCGUGUGCGACCCCGUCACCGGCGACCAGCGCCGCGGCGCCCUCCCGCCGGAGUUCGGCUCGGGCAACAUGGCCCACGGGGCGGUGCUCUGCGCCGAUGGCGACCCCGGGCACGUGCACGUGGGAUGCCACUCCAGCCCCUUCAAGGUGGUCCUGGUGCAGACCUUCUCCAGAGGGAAUUAUGAUUCCCGAGCCCGCGCCCGUGUCUACUCGUCGGAGACCAGCAUGUGGGGCAACCUGAUCUCGGCGCCGGAACGAUUGGAAGGCGGUUACGUCGAUUUCAGCCGCCCCUCAACCCUCGCCGGCAACUCCCUUUACUGGUGGAUCCAUGGAUCUUAUGACAUGGAGUUACUUGAGUUUGAUAUUGGUAGGCAGAGCCUAGCCGUGAUCCAAAAACUUCCUGUUAGAGAUAUCCAGAAAUCGAAAAGUUUCAUCCACAUCAUCCGGGCAGAGGAUGGCGGUGUUGGCUUCGCCAUGUUGUCGUAUCCAAGCCUCCAAAUGUGGGACCUGAAGGCUGAUGGGGAUGGUGCCGCCACAUGGUUUCCGCCGAAUACCGUGAAUCUCGAGCUCGUCCUGAAUAUGAGGGCUGCCGAAACAGCUAUAGUCGGGUAUGUGGAGGACGACGACGCAAUUCUUAUAAAGUUGAACAACGACGUCUUCAUGGUUCAACUUGAGUCAGUUGAGUCAAGGAAACUUUGUGAAAGCAUUGUGAGGCACCAAUAUCAUCCUUUCACAAGUUUGUAUUCUUCAGGGGAGUUUGGUCGCUGCAGAGGUCUGGAUAGCAUGCCGAGCCCAGCAGAUCCGGCCAUCCCGACGAGCAUAGCAGCUCCACCUGUCAUGAAGGCACCAGAGCAACGGGCUUGGACAUUCCAGCAUGUACCAAGGAAGCGUAGGAGUUGA